Messenger RNA from Darwinula stevensoni, 4723 nucleotides. Lineage: Eukaryota; Metazoa; Arthropoda; Ostracoda; Podocopida; Darwinulidae. The record is from the annotation of a GenBank genome assembly.
AUCGGUCGACUUCGUCCCAGCCGUUUCGGGGUUUCCACAUUCGGGGUCAGCCUGGUCCGGUUGUCAAACGGCAGAGUAACGAGAGGCGUCCGGUUUGGUUCGUUCUGGACGGGGUCGGGUCUCAGUGGAUGGACAUGGGGAGAGACAUACUCGAGAUUCCCCUCGUUCGCGAAACGGUUCUGCGAUGCGCCGAGGUUCAUCGACCCCAUGGGGUCGGCCUGAUGGGUCUCGUGGAGAAUAUUUGGGAAGACUUGCCGGACGACAUGACGGUGACCUUGGUCAUCGUGGCCGUGCAGUUGGCGCUCUGCAGGUUGCUCUUCUCCAUGGGGAUCUUUCCGAUCAUGGCCUCUUCGGGCAUUCGCUGGGCGAGAUCGUGUCUGGCUUCGUGGACGGGUGUCUCACUUUAGAAGAGACGAUCCUCGUGGCACACUGUCGGGUGAAGAGCCUGAAAAUCGCCGAGAUCGAACAGGGAGCCAUGGCGUCGAUCGGUCUCUCCCUGGAAGAGGCGCUGAAGAUCUGCCCCCAAGGGGUGACGAUCGGCUGUCACAACUCCAUCGACAACGUCACCAUCUCCGGAUCCCCAGCCGGAGUGGAAUCCACGGUGAAACGCUGCGAAUCCUCUGGAAUCUUCGCCAAGGGAGUUCCCAGCUUCGGCUACGCCUUCCACUCCCCCAGCAUGGACAAAGCGGCUCCUCACCUGAGAGAGAGCCUGUCCCAGGUCAUCGGGCAGCCCAAGAAGCGCAGUGCCAAGUGGGUCUCCACGUCGGUCUCUCGGGACGACCCAGUCGGAGAACACUGCUCUGCGGAAUAUCAGAUCCGCAAUUUCUGUUCCAUGGUGAGAUUCCAGGAAGCGAUGAUGAGGGUGCCCGAAAACGCGAUCGUGAUCGAGAUCGGUCCCCACAGCAUCCUCUUUCCUCUUCUCAAGCGAUCUCUGUCCUCGAAGGCGACUCUGGUCGGCAUCCAAAACAGGCGGGAAAAGGACAAUUGCCUUUACCUGUUGAAGAUGCUGGGCCAGCUGUACAACGAGGGCCUGGACAUGGAUCUGAACGCCAUAUAUCGAUUUCGAUACCCGGUUCCCAGGGGAACGCCGAUGCUCUCGCCACAGAUCGUCUUGGACCAUUCCCAGCAGUGGUUCGUGCCGUCCCCAGCUGCGAACGCGGGGCUGUCCUCGUCGGUCGUCGAAGUGGAUCUGAGCAAGGAAGAGUUCGAUCAUCUGAAGUGGGUGAGAUACGGCGGGGAACCGGUGAUUCCACCGGAGGCCUUCCUGGUCAUGGUCUGGGAGGCCCUGGCCAAGAGACUCGAAUCUGACAAGUUCGAACUCGACGUGUCCUUCACGGACGUGCGAUUCCACGGCGUGAAAUUCUGCGGAGACGCCGUCGCGUUCGACCUGAACGUCGAGAUCCUGUCGUCCUCGGGUCGCUGGGAAGUCUCCGAGGGAGGGCGAUGCCUCGCCGAGGGGACCGUGCACAUCACCGAGGGGACCGUGCACAUCGCCAAGGGGACCGUGCACAUCGAGGCCACGAAGAGAGCGAGGGCCCCCUGGGACCCCGACGAAAUCUACCAGGAACUGAGUCUCAGGGGAUGCGAAUGCGCGGGGGCGUUUCGGUGCAUGGAGGCGUUUUGGGGCCAGGGGGGGGUGGUGUCCUGGCAGCCGAGCUUGGUCCCUUUCCUUCAUAACGUUUUUCAGACUCUCAAUUUGACCAAGGUCAGAGGUCAAGAGGGGGUUUUGACCGGCUUCGGAUGCCUUCGUGUCAGCCCCAAAGCCUUUCUGAAGGAGCAAGCGGUUGAAAUCCAUGCGAAAGGAAACAGGAUCUGGGGCAACUGCCUGGAAUGGACGGAGAUCCAGACCCAAGAAAUUCCCAGGAAGCAAUUCGACCCGAUUCCGUUGUCGGCCCAAAUCUUCACGCCUUUCCUCGACGACGACGAAACUUACGAAGAGAACGAGGGUCUGGAAAUCUGCUUGAAGAUCGUUCUCCAGCAAUUCCCCCACGAAGAAACUCUGAGGAUAGUUCACUUCACGGGAAAGGGCGAGGGCUCCGAGAGAAUCAGAGCGUCUCUUCAGACCGGAACCGCGAAAAAGACGAUCUCCCUCGCCGUCGUGACGGGCCACGCAGACGGUCUCAAGUCGCCGGACCAUAGUCAUCUGCAGAUCUGGGAAGACAUGGCUCAUUUCGCUCAGUCGAGUUCGUACAAGUCGGAUUUCGCCCUCGUUCGAUUUGCCGACGGCGAAAAUCCGCGAUUCAAGCAGGAUUCUCUGAGGCUGGUGGCCAAGAAGGUCGAGAGAACGAAAUCGGGGAAAGUUUUCACUUGGGCUCUUCUGAAAGAAGGUUCCGAAGGAGAAAAUGCCGAAACCGUGGUGCCGGUCGACGCGGUUUCGGACUUCUCGUGGGUCGAAUCCCUGCAGGACCUUUUGAAGGACGAGAAAAGGACGGGGGUGUGCCUGCAGUCCGAGAAUCACCCUAUCGGUCUGUUCGGCCUCGUCAAUUCCCUCGGUCGGGAAUUUCCCGCUGGCGGGGUCAGAGCCGAGGCGGGGCCGAGGGAUUCAGGUCGAUUCCUGGUGCAGAAUUUCCAUCAGGAUGGAAAAUGGGGGACGUACAUCUAUCGAGAUUUGACUCUAGCCCGUCCGGUCGAAGAGAAGGCGGAAUGGUCGGUGACCGAGAGAGAGCGGGGAGGCCUUGAGUGGGUGUGUCGUCCUCGGCCGGUCGGGGAGGUGUGUAAGGUCUUUGCGGCGGGGUUCGAUGGGUCCUUUGCUGGCACGGACUCGGGCGGUCGGAGGGUCAUGGGUCUCGUCGUUCGGGAGGAGCAUGGGGUGGUGGCGAGCUUUGCGAGUCCAGAGUCGGAUUUCGUCUGGGAGAUCCCGAGUUGUUGGUCGUACGAGGAGGCGGCUGCCAUUCCGUUCUCGUAUGCAGUUGGGUUUGCGGCUUUUCAGCUCGCCUGUGGGGGGAGGUCGGAUGCGCACGUGCUCUUGACUUCUUCGGAGCAUCCGUUGGUGGGGUGCUUCGUUGCCAUUGCCGAGUCUGUUCGGUGCAAGUUGGCGGUUCUGGUCGAGACCGUGGAUUCGGAAUGCUCUGGUUUCGUCGGGUAUAGCGAUCCGGACGCCGUGCCCUGGAAGAGCGUCGACGCCGUGUUCGUCAUGGACGACGAUUGGGACUGGGUCAAGGCGAGGAAGUCGGAGCUCACCGUGGUCGACCUUCGUCCGAUCGUCUGCGAAGAUCGACGGUCCUCGGCGGAUCUGGCGGGAUUCGCGAGUUAUCAUCGUCUGAGCCUCGAUUUCAUCGCCAGGUGUUCGGAGUUGCGAGCGAGGGUGUCCGAGGCGGUGAAGACGGGUAUAAAAUCGGGGGUUGUGAAACCCCUCCCUUUCCAUGAUGUCAAUCCCGAAGCAUUCAGCGCUGACGUCAGAUUUCGCGGGGACGCAGUGAUGUCGAUUCGAAGUGUGGACGGAAGAACUCGAAUCAAGGCCAGAAAGCAAUUGCGAUUCGAAAGCGAAGAGGUCGUGAUCAUCACGGGGGGAUUGGGCGGGAUGGGACUGGAGCUGGUCCAAUUCCUCAUCGAUCACGGGGCUCAGAAGUUCCUGUUGACCUCCAGAAGAGGGGUCACCUCAGGUCGUCAAGGUCACAAGAUCGGGACAUGGCGUUCCCGAGGGAUCCAGGUGAGGGUGUCGACGCUGGAAAUCUCGACGGAGGAGCAGGCGAAGGCGCUGAUCCAAGAAGGGAGCUCCAUGGGGCAUCUGGUCGGGAUCUUCCACCUGGCCGGGACUCUACGGGACGGCCGGUUCGUCAAGGCCGGCAGGGGCGACUUCGAGAGCGUGGCGGGACCCAAGGUCGGGGCUUUGCAGUGCGUCGACCGAGUCUCGAGGGAAUGGUGUCCGGGGCUCAAGUACUUCGUCGCUUUUUCGUCCGUCGUGGUCGGGGUCGGGAACGUGGGACAGACGGCUUACGGGAUGGCCAAUGGGGCCAUGGAGGAUGUCAUUCGAGACAGGAGACGAUCUGAUUGUCCUGGUUUGGCGAUCGAAUGGGGUCCGAUAGCAGAAGUUGGAAUGGCGUCCAAGAUCCUGGCACGAACGAACAAAGUCUCCAUCGCAUCCUGUCGGGCCCAGUCCAUUCACGCCAGUUGGGAUCGGCUGGAAACUCUCCUCUUGGCUCAAGACGAUCUUCCGUCGCCGAUCGUGACCGUUGCCAUCCUUGAAGCCUUCGAGCCGGAACCGGAGCCGGAGCACGUGGAACCGAAGGAGGAAAACCUGCUGGAGCGAGUGGCCAAGGUCCUGGACAUGCCGCUCGAGACCCUCGACCCCAACCGGUCCCUGGCCGAGAUGGGACUGGACUCCAUGGCCAGCGUGCACAUCGAGCAGAUGUUCAAGCCGAUGCAUCUGAGUCUGGAGGAGAUCGCGCAGCUCACUCUCAGGAAAGUGCAGGCUCUCAUCUCCUCUUCUGCUUAAUUGGUGGCAGUGUUCAAUGUGUUUUAAAGGAUUCUCGUUGAAUUUGUGUUUUCGGAAUAUGAAGCAAAUAAAUCCGAGGUAACACAGGUGGCCACGAUGAUAUAUUUAUGGUGAUUCUUGAAUUUGAAGAAGGUUAAAGAUUGGAUUGAACUUUUUGAAUUAGUUACAGUGUAUUUUGAAUUCAUGGGAGUGUUUUAUUAUAUAUUUUUUUUAAUUCCCAAGACUGCAGCGAAGGCACAGCUCGGCUCAUAGAAUACCAUCACGUAAUAAAGGAUUGUAUGGUACGUG